GUUGGGGGGUCGCGGGGACCGGCUGCCCCUGGUGCUGCUCCACGGACUCUUCGGUAGCCACGGCAACUUACAGACGGUGGCCAAGGCGCUGGUGCGCCGCGGCAGCGGCAAGGCAGGUGCUGACGCCGGACGCCCGGAAUCACGGCGACAGCCCCCACAGCCCGCUGAUGAACUACGAAGCGAUGAGCCUGGAUGUGCAGCACCUCCUGACCCGCCUGGGCAUCAGCAAGUGCAUCGUCCUGGGACACAGCAUGGGGGGCAAGACGGCCAUGACGCUGGCCUUGCAGCGGCCAGACCUGGUGGAGCGCCUCAUCUCCGUAGACAUUAGUCCUGUCUCAACCGCAUCUCUCUCCGAAUUCUCUGCUUACAUCUCUGCCAUGAAGUUGGUGAAGAUCCCAGAUGGCCUGUCCCGCUCUGCAGCCCGCCAGCUGGCUGAUGAUCAGCUGCGUCCGGUGGUCCUGCUCCCACAGCUGAGACAGUUCUUCCUCACCAACCUGGUGGAGGUGGAGGGCCGCUACCUCUGGCGGAUGAACCUGGAGGCUAUUUCCCACCACCUGGCAGAUAUCAUGGACUUCCCUGUCUUCCACAAGCCAUAUCCUGGCCCUGCACUCUUCUUGGGAGGAUCCAAGUCGCCCUAUAUCAGCUCCAAAGACUACCCGGAGAUCCACCGCCUCUUCCCCAAGGCAGAUGUUCAGUACAUCGAAGGUGCAGGCCACAUAGUCCAUCAGGAUAAAUUUGAAGAAUUCAUCACUGCUGUCCACAAUUUCCUGCCACCACCAUAGCCUGGGGAUCAGGGUUUCUGCCAGCACCACGUGGGACCUGAGGAGCUCCAGACAGUGACAUGGGGCUCUGUGAGAAGGGGCUCAGCCUGGACUGGCUGCCCACUUUGCAGUCUGAUCCUGGCUGCAAGGCCUUCUCCCGCCCAGCUCACCUGGAGCAGAGCGGAGAGGCUCCUCCAUCCUGCAGAGCUCUCCUGCCACCUCUCAGGAUCGCAGGGUGGCACCAGCCGAGGGUACUGUCCUGCCUGCGCUGGAGUGUCUCGGGUGCUGGGAGGGGGCAGGAGAGCCCUCUCAUUUUCCUGCUGCCAGGCCACCUGGUUGUGGGUCUGGCCCUGACUUUGCAGAACGCGCAAUAAAGCUGAAUCUAUGCCAAGGCA
Messenger RNA from Athene cunicularia (burrowing owl), 1156 nucleotides. RefSeq names its product abhydrolase domain containing 11 (gene ABHD11). Gene Ontology annotation, cellular component: mitochondrion. NCBI's taxonomy places the organism in Eukaryota, Metazoa, Chordata, Aves, Strigiformes, Strigidae. The transcript is spliced from 5 exons. The coding region runs from base 168 to 782 and encodes 204 amino acids. The record is from RefSeq and is a predicted model, not a curated record.